AUGGAAAAGAACAAUGUGAAAAUCCGUUUGGAGAAGCAAUCUAUGGAAGAAAAAUUAAAGAAUUUAAGGGAAAAGAAAACUGGCCAAAAGGGUAAUGAAGCUUUUGGGUCAGGAAAAGGAAAUGUGAAAAUUGUUUCUGAAAAGAUAGAUGAUUUGAAUCCUCCAUUGACAAAGGAACAACAAGCUGAUCAAGAAAAGUGUGAUGAAUUACUAAAUGAGCUUAAUGAUUUGAAUGCAAAGCUUAAUGCAGAGGAAGCUGAAAAGAAGAAUGCAAAAGAUAUUCUAGCGAACAAGAAAGAUUUAUUUCCUCCAUGGUCAAUUGAAAUAUUCGAAGAAGAAGCUCUCAACAGUCCAAAGCUCUAUUGGUUAGAACCUCAAACAUCUUUCUCUAUUGAUAACGAUGUUAAUUAUCAGAUGGAUUUUCCUAUCACUAUGAAAGCCUUCCAGUUUCGUUGCUUUGAGAACGUUUAG
Lactuca virosa is the source of this 471-nucleotide messenger RNA. The record is from the annotation of a GenBank genome assembly. Lineage: Eukaryota; Viridiplantae; Streptophyta; Magnoliopsida; Asterales; Asteraceae.